Messenger RNA from Symbiodinium sp. CCMP2592, 4527 nucleotides. Lineage: Eukaryota; Dinophyceae; Suessiales; Symbiodiniaceae. The record is from the annotation of a GenBank genome assembly.
AUGUCUGAUGAGGCCACCAAACCUUUCAAGAAAGUCGCAAACAGCGUGAGAAGGAAGAGAAAAACCACUUUGGCACGGUUCAAUGGAGAAGGGGGGUCUGCAAUCCAGGACUGUUUCCUUUCGGUUCCUCCGGGUGCUGUGGCGGGAGAGGACUUCGUGGCAGAGAUUUCGCCUGAUGAAUGCGCGAUCGUCACCCUUCCGCACGGUGUCGGACCUGGUGACUUGCUUCAAGUGAAAGUUUGCUACUCGGGCCAGGACACGCACCUGGAAGUCUUACAGCACAUCCAACGUCCGACGCUGCACAACCACAACCAUCGAAAACUAAGGACUAUCAGCAGUGUAGCCGGCUGCUGUGCUAUGCUGGCCGUUACCAUAGCGAUCUUGGUGCCCAACUGGGUGGCCGUUAGCGAUGGAGCCAGCCUCCAAGUGCCAAUCAAGAACACAUUGGACUAUUGGCAAUACAGCGGGAAGGCUUCACGCAAACUUGGUCAUACAUCGCGAAGCAGUGUCAGGCAGCGUGCCUGGAAGACCUUCCGCCGGAUCAGCUCCAAUACCAUCAGCAAAGGCCUGGCAGCAAGUGAUGUUCUGCCGCACGUCCACACAUGCAACCAUGUCAGCUUUCAGUGCCACCACCCGCAGUCGCUGAUGCAGGUGUCGCAGGGACUCCAGGCUGGUCUGCAGUCGUACACGCGCAGGGCUGCUACUGCAACUGUGACAGGUUGCGAUCUCUUGCUUGGCCGGUCGUCCUUCCUGGGGCUUCUGCUUGCCAUGUCGGUUCAGAUCUGGGCUGUGCUUUCUGUCACUGCCAUGCGGUUUUGGCAUGCUGUGGCGCUGGGCCUCCUUUCAAUGACACUGCACGGGUGGGCUGUCGCGCACUUUCUGCUUGAGGUCGGACGAGUCUUUCCAUCUUACACGCUGCGUUGGUCCAUGUGGUUCGAUGUUGCUGGUUUCGCAUUCCAGCUGACGGCCUUGCUUCUGGUGCUUGUACUGCGAAUGCGUGCUCAGCAAAGCUCCCGACUCCUCGGUUUGGAUUUCCAUUUUCUAGAGGAUGUCAUGCUGCUGAGAGAAGCACAGUCCCAUAUCGUGGCCUGGGGCAAUGUCAGCUGCUUUUCAGAGACGCAGCCGUUUGACGCGUGCUGCCUUGCCGGGCUGCAGUUGUAUGACACGACAAACCGAUUGUGCAUGUCCAGCUGCCAGCCACGGUCGUGCUUCCGUCAGAGGUCGUACGCAAGCUGCUGCCAGGUCACGAGACCGCUGCGAUUGUAUGGUCGCAGAAAGGCAGCCAACCAGUGUUUCAGUGGCUGCGGAGAGCCCUCGUGGGCGGAAUUCCUGCGAGUCUUUCGCUUGUCCCACGGCUGCGCGCACUGUAUCGGGCGACACGACCUGAUAAAGGCCGCGGAUGCCGUCUUGAAGCAGAGCUGGGCAGCAGAGCGAAGCAUCGAAGCUUGCCGUGCUGGACGAAUCGCUGCUGCCUUCGUGGUUCUAGUGGCCGCUGCCGUGUCUCGGGCAUCAGCAGCCCCUCUGGCAGUCCAUUCUGGCGAGGCAGCCUCGCUAAUAACAGGCAUGCUGGCCUGCGAUCACACCUCGUUGGAAUGGUGGCAACUUCUCGGUGUCACAGACCGACAGAUGCAGUAUGUCGUUGCGCAGAUGGAGCCGAUCCCGUUUCUCCGGUCGAGCAUAAAUCUCCCGGCAUACCUCGGUGAGGCUUUCAACUGGUCCACAGCGAGCUUGGACAUCGGCGCAGGAGGCUUCGGUGACACUCUCUACAUGCUGGCGCGGCAGAUGCGUGUGCUGGCCGUGGACGCUCGCCCAGCUACCUCAGAGCCCUGGAUGAUGAGCCACGCUUGGAAGGCUGCUCACAAGGGCCACCUCGAGGUGCUGCCACGGGCAGUCACUGCUGUUGGUGGGGCCACCGUCCCUCUCUUCCUCGACAGGCACGGGCAGGGGCUCAUGAGCUCCCUCAACACGACCAUCGUACCAGGUGUUGACCUCCAUGCGCUGGAGGAGAUCCAGGUCCAGAGCAGCUCUUGUGAUGAGCUUCACAGGUACUGCGCGCGCGGCCGUUCCGUCACAUACAUGAAGGUGGACGUGGAAGGGCUGGAUGUGGAAUGCGUUCGUAAGCUCUCCAGUGAUAUCAAGAUGUCGCAUGGAGCUGUUUCCAAGCCCGAGUUUUUUUCCAUCGAGCUCCCGGACUCUGCCGCCAAAGUGCUGGAACUUAUUGAAGUCUUGGGGGGCAUGGGAUACACGUCCUUCAAAAUCUGUCGGCAGCGAUUGUACAACCUUCGACUAGUACGUGGUCCACGUUAUGCAGCAUCUGGCCCAUUCGGUCAUGAUGCGGUCGACUUUCUUCGCGGGCCCAGAUGGCGCGAAGCUUCUGAGAUCAGCCUCGAGCUGCUCCGCCUUGUCAACUGGGAGAGAAGGAGAUAUCUGGAGUGGUUUGAUCUUCACGCUGGAGCCAUCGCAGCCAAAGGGGGGAAGAGCAGUACGAGUGGGAUGAGACUGAUCCAGGAGCAGGCUGGUCAUCAGCUGCCCAGGUGGCGCACAUAUGGGUUCACGCCAGCGGGUUUGUUCACCACCUACAAGGCCCUCAAUGCCAGAAUACGUGCAGCUGCAAAGUGCCGGCAUCACCUGCGUCAAGUCCAGGACAGACGUUUCGGCUGGCUCCGUGCAUCCUUCUUGUACAUGCUGAGCCUGUCCGGAGCUUCGAGUCUUUCUGUGCAAAUCAAAGCUGCCUGGUCCUUGCUGGUGAAGACUCAGGCCGUCGCAUUUUCUGAAGACCUUCGACUGGAACGGAAUCCGGCGAAUAUGGUACGGCCUUGUGCUGAUGGGUUUGUUUUGAAGUGCAUCUCCAGCAUGUUUCAGAGUUCGGCAUUGCGAACUAUCUGCCUUCAUGAUGCCAUGAUGGAAGUAGCAGUUCGCAAAGGUCCAAAGUCAGAGGAGGAUGGGGUGCGAAAGUUUGGCGUGACCUCCAUGGUGGUAAUCAACUACAUGCUCUACCGCCGCAGCAACAUUAUCAUGACUGUUGUGUUCCUAGGCUUGUUCAUUGCAUGGUCCCUGGAAGAUUUCCGCUCGCGGAGCAGCGCGGAGGAGCUGGAAAAAGCUGUGGAUCUGACGAGCUAUGAGAAGUUUGUCAUGGACAAACAUGCCACCGGGGAGAACGCAACUUUCUUGUCCUACUCAGAAGAGGUUAUGAUGCAGACCUUCUCUGCCAUUCAGUUGCAAAGCGCCGGCCUAACUACCUGGAAAGCCAUCAUCAAAAUGCUUUUCCUGUUCAUGUCGCCGGGUGCUCAGAGAAGCCGAAGCCACAGCACCAUCUGCUCGGGUGCUGCCAGGGAUGGCAUAUGGCUUCUUUGCCAUGAGGCGCUGGAACUAUUUGAGAACAUCGCAGCUGCAAUCAUUACUUUUCCCUUCCUGAUCACAUUCGUGCCGACUUCUGAUCUGCUGGACUGGACGCUCUCUGAAAAAAUCUUUGCUCACCAUCUCGAGGAGGCGCGCAGGCACUUCCACACAGAUGAAAUCGUAGCUGCGUGUAUGCUGAACGAUCCUGUCGAGACGUUCGAAGUGGCACGUCCUGUCAUCAAGGCGGUGUGCCCUGUUCUUCAGCAGCGUGUCCCGUACAUUAUGCCGGGCGUGGUGAGAGUGACGGUGCUCGGCAAAGCUGUGCCGGUUACAAUUAGCAGCUGGCUGCCAUGGUUGAUGAAUAUGGUGCCAGAGGGAACAAACUUGAAGCCAGUGCACCAGAUCUGUGAAAAGGCAUUAGUUGUAACGGACAGCAACUUGACCGCCGACUUGUGUAGAGUGUUAAGCGAGGUCUGUAAAAGCUUGGGGACCUUCCUGUACAAGAACGUGCCCGCAAAGGCGACGACCGCGCUGACGGAGCUAAAAGAGGCCCUACGUGAGAAGCAACAGGAGUCUACGGAACAGGCCGCGUACCAGCUGCACUUUGUAGACCAGGUUGCGGGCUUCGACGAGGUUCCUCUGCGGCUUUUCAGUCAAACCUGGGACUCCCGCUUGGAUGGGAUUCUGGUUCGAGCUGGGGGCGAUGGCACUGGCUGCAGCCUGUUCUCAGUGCCACCAGCAGUUCAAGCGCAGGAGGCUGUGGUCGUAGUGGGUCCCAAGGAGCGAGGUCGGGGCUCGUGCAGCGUCAAACAUAUCCUGCACCUUGCGGACAAGGUUGGUGUGCGGGCGGUCCUGGUUCUUGAUCCGAAGCGUGUUGUGAGUCGGGUUCCAUCCCCUCCAAGGGUGACAGUCGGCGUCGUUGCCUCUGUGCUCGACAGUCAGGCCAUUCUGCGUCUGCUGGAAAAGCCUGAAAUGCACAGCGGGAUCCACGUCGACAUUCGGUAUUCUCCCGUCUUCGGCCUACAAGCUUCCGCGCGAACUUCUGCCGGCUGUCUCUGCAAAGGAGCCGCCAAAUGCACUUGCAGCGUUUCGUUUAAAUGUGCUCUGCCCCUGUGCUCCAAGAAGCGCAACCCAGAAACUCCAAUAUCCCUUAAUAUACCUGAAAAUCCAGUAGGAUCCCCUGUGUGA